Candidula unifasciata is the source of this 410-nucleotide messenger RNA. The record is from the annotation of a GenBank genome assembly. NCBI's taxonomy places the organism in Eukaryota, Metazoa, Mollusca, Gastropoda, Stylommatophora, Geomitridae.
GGUUUUGCAAAAAUGUCCACAAAGAAGGAGACCACGUGAUUCUGGUGUACGUGCCGGAAGUACAUAGUUCAAAAUGGAGCAAUGCCGUGUAUGUGCACGACCCGGAUGUCAUGGAGUCCAUGAUGACGGAAGAGGAGCUUCGCAUCCGCGGGGAUCUUGAGGUGUUUGCAGACAAGCUGAAGAUUCAUGGGCUGGGAGGGAGAGUAAUGAGUGUGAUAUCCAACAAGCCAGGCGAAGGCAUCAACAAGACAGCAGAAGACGAGGGCGUCGACUUGAUCGUUGUGGGCAACAAAGGAAAGAGCUCGAUGAAACGGUCACUGGUGGGGUCAGUCAGCGACUACCUUGUCCAUCACGCCAAUGUCCCGGUCUUCGUCUGCAAGCAGAAGAACAAGCCCGUCCCACCCCAGUGA